Messenger RNA from Erinaceus europaeus (western European hedgehog), 3075 nucleotides. RefSeq names its product tumor protein p73 (gene TP73). Bases 598 to 2514 code for a protein of 638 amino acids. Gene Ontology annotation, molecular function: DNA-binding transcription factor activity, RNA polymerase II-specific; protein binding; RNA polymerase II cis-regulatory region sequence-specific DNA binding. The record is from RefSeq and is a predicted model, not a curated record. Gene Ontology annotation, biological process: regulation of transcription by RNA polymerase II; apoptotic process; protein tetramerization. The transcript has 15 exons. Gene Ontology annotation, cellular component: nucleus. Lineage: Eukaryota; Metazoa; Chordata; Mammalia; Eulipotyphla; Erinaceidae.
UUGCAGCCCCAGUCGGCGGCCACUCCGGGGCAGACAGAGGCCACGCGCGCCAAAAGGCGGCGGGAAGGAGGCGGGGCGAGAGCGCCCGGGACCCCGACUCGGACGCGGCCAGCUGGGGGGGCGGAGCGCCGCGCGGCAACCCGGGUCCCGGCCUAACCGCGCCGCCAGCCCUUCUCCAGCGCGGGCUGAGCGGCCCGCGCUACCUUCCCGCGCGGCCGGCUGCGGAAGGCGCUAACUCCGCGGCCACCCCUCCCCGCAGCGCCUCCCCUCCCCGCGCCCAUAUAACUCGCCUCGGCGGCCCGCCGCCCGCCCUGCCUCCCCGCCCGAGGCCGCCCGGCUUCACCGGUCUCUCGGCCCGCGACUGCCACGCGCCCACAGAGGGCUCUCCGGGCCAGGCUGAGCCAGCGCCAGGCCGCGCGUCCAUGCCCGGGGCCCCGACGGCACCAGGUGACCAGGACGCUGCUGCUGCUGCUGCUGUUGCUGCUGCUGCCACCACCCACCAGGGGAGCCAGGAGCUGAGGGCCUCUGCCCGAUCCAAGACCCUCUGAGCCCAGGCUUGGCCAAGAGUGAGCUGCUCUUGGGAUCCUUGUGGGGAAGAUGUCCCAGUCAUCAUCCACCGACGAGGGAGCCACAUUUGAGCAUCUUUGGAGUUCUCUAGAGCCAGACAGCACCUACUUUGAUCUUCCCCAGCCAAGCAGGGUGAAUAAUGAGGUGGUGGGCAACGCAGAGGCCAACAUGGAUGUCUUCCAGCUGCAGGGCAUGACUUCGUCUGUCAUGUCCCAGUUCAAUCUGCUCAGCAGCACCAUGGACCAAAUGAACGGCCGAGCGGCCUCUGCCAGCCCCUACACCCCGGAGCACGCUGCUAGCGCACCCACCCACUCGCCCUACGCACAGCCCAGCUCCACCUUCGACACUAUGUCUCCGGCACCGGUCAUCCCUUCCAACACCGACUACCCCGGCCCCCAUCACUUCGAGGUCACCUUCCAGCAGUCCAGCACAGCCAAGUCAGCCACCUGGACGUACUCCCCACUGUUGAAGAAACUCUACUGCCAAAUUGCCAAGACAUGCCCUAUCCAGAUCAAGGUGUCCACUCCGCCACCCCCAGGGACUGCCAUCCGCGCCAUGCCUGUCUACAAGAAAGCAGAGCACGUCACAGAAGUUGUGAAGCGCUGCCCCAACCAUGAACUUGGAAGGGACUUCAACGAAGGACAGUCUGCCCCGGCCAGCCACCUCAUCCGUGUGGAGGGCAACAAUCUUUCCCAGUAUGUGGAUGAUCCGGUGACCGGCAGGCAGAGCGUCAUGGUGCCCUAUGAGCCCCCACAGGUGGGGACGGAAUUCACCACCAUCCUGUACAACUUCAUGUGCAAUAGCAGUUGUGUGGGAGGCAUGAACCGGCGUCCCAUCCUCAUCAUAAUCACCUUGGAAACUCGGGAUGGGCAGGUGCUGGGCCGCAGGUCCUUUGAGGGACGCAUCUGUGCCUGUCCUGGUCGAGACCGGAAAGCUGAUGAGGAUCACUUCCGGGAGCAGCAGGCCCUGAACGAGAGUGCUGCCAAGAAUGGGGCUGCCAGCAAGCGCGCCUUCAAGCAGAGCCCCCCUGCCAUCCCUGCCCUGGGCACCAAUGUGAAGAAAAGGCGGCAUGGAGAUGAAGACAUGUACUAUAUGCACGUGCGGGGCCGAGAGAACUUUGAGAUCUUGAUGAAGGUCAAAGAGAGCCUGGAGCUGAUGGACCUGGUACCACAGCCACUGGUGGACUCUUACAGGCAGCAGCAGCAACAGCUCCUACAGAGGCCGAGCCAUCUGCAGCCUACAACCUAUGGACCGGUGCUCUCACCCAUAAACAAAGUGCAUGGAGGUGUCAACAAACUGCCCUCAGUCACCCAGCUGGUGGGCCAGCCACCUCCGCAUGGCUCUGCAGCAGGGCCCAACCUGGGGCCCAUGGGCCCUGGGAUACUCAACAACCACAGCCAUGCACUGCCAUCCAAUGGCGAGAUGAAUGGCGGCCACAGCUCCCAGCCCAUGGUGUCAGGGUCCCAUUGCACCCCACCGCCCCCCUACCAUGCUGACCCCAGCCUGGUCAGUUUUCUAACAGGAUUGGGGUGUCCAAACUGCAUCGAAUAUUUCACUUCCCAAGGGUUACAGAACAUUUACCACCUGCAGAACCUAACAAUAGAGGACCUCGGGGCCCUGAAGAUCCCUGAUCAGUACCGGAUGACCAUCUGGAGGGGCCUGCAGGACCUGAAGCAGAGCCACGACUACGGGGGUGCUCAGCAGCUGAUCCGCUCCAGCAGCAACGCCUCCACCAUCUCCAUCGGCAGCUCCGGGGAGCUGCAGCGCCAGCGCGUCAUGGAGGCCGUCCACUUCCGCGUGCGCCACACCAUCACCAUCCCCAACCGGGGUGGCCCCGGAGGGGGUGCAGGGCCCGACGAGUGGGCGGACUUCGGCUUCGACCUCCCGGACUGCAAGUCCCGGAAACAGUCCAUCAAGGAGGAGUUCACGGAGGGCGAGCUCAACUGAGGGGGCGUGGUGGAGGGGAGAGCGCGGGUGCGCCCCCUGAAGAUUUGCUGGAUCACUGCUUCCUUUUCUUCAGAAGCUGCCUGGGCAGGGUGGGACCUCUCGGGCUGUGGAAGGCCAGGCCAGUGCAGCCCACGCAUCAGCCAUCAGGCCUCCGCAGCGGCCGUGCCUGGCUGGGAACCCUGGAGUGCGCAGAGACGCCACCCUCCCCCUAAUAAAGGGGUGGCCCCUGCUGAUGGACUGCCCAAAAAGUAUUUUUUUGAUGUCCUCGGGUCCUGGGUAUUUCAGGCCAGUGCUUCAGACUGUCUCUGCCCAAAGGCUGGGUCCCUUUGCUGGACUGAAGGGUCUCAGGCUUGACCACUAGAUCAAAUGCUCAAGGGUCAGAAUGGGAGAGGCUGGGUGGGCAAGAGGGCACUGCCCAAUGUGAUCCCAGCAGGAACUGAGGACCCUGCAGGCCGAUGCUACCAGCUAGGGCCCAGCCACCUCUCUCCAGUGACCCUCUCAGCAUAGAAACAAGAGAGGAUACACCUUGGACUACUGGAAAUUGUCAAUAUUUGAUAAAAA